AUGGCGGCCCGCUCUGUGUUUAGGGAGACUGUUGGGAGCCGACACCUGUGUCCAGGACAAACCAUCCAGCCCCGCCGAGUGGCCGAAGAGAACAGUGCCCUCUUUGCCUUUUUCCUACACGGGAGCAAACUGGCCCAGCCCAGAGCCCCUUGGGCCCCGAAGUUCCGUGGACCUGGCUCGGAUGUGAGUCUAAAAGAGUGGACGUCGCAGACGAAGUACCUGGCCGACCUACAAGGGCUGACCGAACAGCAGAGGCUACAAUUCCUCCUGGGGUCGUUGGAAGGAGAAGCCAAGCGAGAGUUGCAGGCUGCACCCGAGGAGAAGCGCAGCACGCCCCAGGCUGUGUUGGCUUACCUUAAAGAUCUAUACGGCGACAAGACUCCGGCUGCUGCAUUGAGAGCUCAGUUUUUCAACUGUCGUCAAGGCCCUACGCAGUCCAUCCGCUCCUUUGCCUUGCAGCUGCGGGAACUGUUUGUGCGCCUGAAGAACAGAGACAACCAUGGCCUGGGCGACGAAGAUGCCUUGAUGCGAGAUCAGUUCCUCUUGGGGCUCCGUGAUGGCCCCAUACGCCAGUGCUUGAAGACCCAGCUCCGCCGUGAUGCCAAUCUGACCUAUGAGGCCAUCCGAAAAGAAGCGCUGGCCCUGGAGUUGGACCAACAAGAGACCAACGAACAGCCUGUGAGUGUGGCUGCAAGCAGCGCCAGUGCCCCUGCCCCCCCAUCUACUACCGACUGGAAGCGCGAACUGCAUGCUGAGAUAAUGAAAGAUGUAAAAGAACAGAUGGCAGAACUGUCUAGGACUCUUCUGGAAGACCUGUGUAAAGAGAUCUUUGACGUGCAACAACUACAACAGGCUGAGACAUCCUGGCUGACCCUGCGAGGGGCGAACGGACUGGACAUCCCCUAUACCGGCUACAUAGUGGCUGACUUCCAGGUCCAAGGGGUUGUGGUCCCGGAGAAGGGGGUUGUUGUCGUGAGGAAUCAUUGUCUUGGCAACCAUCGAGCCUUGUUGGGUAUGAAUGUCAUAUCUGGCUGUUGGGAACAGCUGUUUCAGAACCGCAAGGACCAGCCACCUCGACACACCCACAUCCCAGAGGUGAGAGACUGGGAACACAUCCUUGCAGACUGCCACCGCAUCCACACCGCCCGGGCACAGGGGGAGCGUGAAGACACUGCUCGAGUUUCCUGCCGCUAUGCCCUUGCCAUCCCUGCGCAUAGCGAAGCCCUGGUUUGGGCUAAAGUGCCAUCUCGAAAACACGGACAGGACGUUUGGGUGGUAGUGGAGCCACACCUGGAAUGCAAGGAGGUUGAGGUGGCUCGCGCCAUUGCGACAGUCCACCGGGGGCGCGUCCCAGUCAGGGUGAGGAACACCAAACCCUACCCAGUCCACCUGCAUCACCACCAAGGCCUGGCCAGAGUCACCACGGUAACGCCAUCCCAAGUGGUCGAAGGUACCGACGUUUGUUUUACUAGAGUGGGACCUGGGGUUGUAGAAGUGGGUGUUGUCCACACAGAACAGGGGUUGGGGAUGACAGCGGGGAGAAUGCCUGACCAUCUGUGUUGUGAGUCUUUGCAGGGUGAAAACCUGGAUGGGAACCAGCAGCAACAACUCCAACAGCUUCUGGAUAGGUGGCAGCACGUGUUCUCCACCCAUGACGAAGACUACGGCUGUACAGAUGUGGUGAAACACCAGAUCCCCACGGGUGAUGUGGCUCCCAGCCGUGAGCGUUAUCGGCCUGUGCCCCCCACCCUCUACCAGGAGGUCCGGUCGUUGCUGAGAGGUAUGUUGGAAGGGGGAAUUAUCCGGGAGAGCAGCAGCCCGUGGGCUGCCCCUAUUGUACUGGUCCAAAAGAAGACGGGCGCCUGGAGGUUCUGUGUUGACUACCGCAAACUGAACAGUAUGACCAAGAAAGAUGCUUUCCCCCUGCCCCGCAUCGAAGACUCUCUCACCAGUUUGUCUCAGGCAGCGUGGUACUCCACUUUGGACCUGGCCAGCGGCUACUGGCAGGUGCAAGUAGAAGAGCGAGACAGAGAAAAGACCGCGUUCACCACACCCUUUGGGCUUUUUGAGUGGGACAGGAUGCCCUUUGGCCUCUGCAAUGCCCCGGCCACCUUCCAGCGGCUGAUGCAGAGAUGCCUCGGGGGUCAGCUGGUCGAGUCCACUCUAGUGUACCUUGAUGAUGUCAUCGUCUUCUCCCCCGAUUUCCCCACCCACUUGAGACAUCUGGAGGAAGUAUUUCGAGCUAUGGAGCGGUAUGGCUUGAAACUACGGCCAGAGAAGUGCCAGCUAUUCCGACAAGAGGUCAAGUUCCUGGGCCACUGCGUCAGCUACCAAGGCGUCGCCCCUGAUCCAGAAAAGGUAUCCGCGGUGCAAGAAUGGCAACCUCCUAAAACCGUCAAACAGGUACGGUCCUUUUUGGGUUUUGUGGGGUACUACAGGCGCUUCAUAAAAGACUUCUCCAAGAUAGCCAAACCCCUGAAUGAGCUUCUGGUCGGCACCGGACGUCCUCGUGGUAGGGGUUCUCCCACCGUUACCUGGGGCCCGGAGUGCGACGCUGCCUUCCAAAAGCUGAAAGCUGAGCUGCUGCAGGCUCCCAUCUUGGCUUAUGCCGACUUCUCCCAGCCUUUUACCCUUUACACUGAUGCCAGCAAUGCUGGGCUGGGUGCGGUACUGGCGCAACAGCAAGGGGGAGUGGAGAGGGUUAUUGCGUAUGCGAGUCGAAGCCUCCAUCCCGCGGAACGCAACGACUCCAAUUAUAGCUCUUUCAAGAUCGAACUCCUAGCCCUAAAGUGGGCCUUGAGUGAGAAAUUCAAAGACUAUCUGUGGGGUGCCAAGGUGAUGGUGGUGACAGACAACAACCCCCUGGUCCAUCUCCACACGGCCAAGCUGGGGGCGGUAGAGCAGCGCUGGGUAGCCCAACUUGCCAACUAUGACUAUCAGAUACGGUACCGACCCGGUAGAGAACAUACUAAUGCCGAUGUCCUUUCCAGGCUUCCUGUUGCAGAGAAGGUGCCUCCAGCCGUGACUCCAUCCACACAGCCAGAGGAAGGACUGCUGGUAGCAGUCAUCGAGGCCCCAGGGACAGAUGAAGGUGCGGUGCCGGUGGGCUGGGGCUGGAACCCAAGACAGUGGGCAGAGUUGCAGGCGGAGGACCCAGAUCUGCGGGUGGUCCAUGCGUACCUGGAGCGUGGGGCGUUGCCUCCAGCAGAAGAGAGGAGGGCACAAACGCAGACCGUGAGGCAGAUAUUGAGCCAUUGGGGUAAGCUGAGUCUACAGGAAGGGGUACUCUGCAGAGCAAUACAAGACAAUGCAACCCAUGAGGUUAUGUUGCAGGUGGUUGUACCACAGCCACAGAUCCAGGCUCUUCUGAAGGCCUACCAUACUGACAUGGGCCAUCAGGGCCAGGAGAGGACGCUAUCCCUGAUCCGAAGGAACUUCUAUUGGCUGCGGAUGGAAGAAUCUGUGAGUACAUUCAUCCAGAGCUGCCCCCGUUGUACGUUGCAUAAGAAGAGACCAGAUGCCCGAGCCCCCUUAGUCCCCAUAGUGCCUAAAGCCCCCCUCCACAUCCUUGCUGCCGACUUUCUGACGCUGAGCCGUCCAACUGACCGGUACCAGAACAUCUUGGUUGCCACUGAUCUGUUCACCAAGUACGCUUGGGCCAUCCCCACCUCCGACCAAACUGCCAUCACCACUGCCAGGGCACUGUGGAGUAAUGUGAUCCAGCCUUUCGGGUGCCCGGAGACCCUCCAUUCAGACCAGGGCCCGAAUUUUGAAGCCAAGGUUGUGCAAGAACUGUGCCAGCUGUAUGGCUGUCGGAAGACACGAACGACCCCAUACCACCCCCAGGGUAACGGGGGAUGCGAGCGCUUCAACCAGACCCUGCUGGGUCUACUAGGGACUCUGGAAAAAGAACAACAAGAUCGGUGGGUAGAAUACCUCCCCUCACUGCUCCAAGCCUAUAACAAUAGUGUGCACAGUACUACCGGCUAUGCCCCGUCGUAUCUGAUGUUUGGGAGGCAUGUCCGCUUGCCCACUGAUAUGCUCCUAGGAGUAGCACAGCCAGAGGGGGCUCAGAGUACUACAGACUGGGUGGGUCGGCACCACCAACGCCUCCGCUAUGCCUACGAGAAAGUCACUGAACACUUGGGUGCUGCCGCUGCAAAGAACAAGCGACUGUACGACCGCACAGCCCAAGAUGCCCCUCUAUUACCCGGUGAGCGGGUGCUUGUCCGAGAACACCAGCGUCGAGGACGAGGUAAAUUAAGUGACCGGUGGGAAUCUGGACCCUAUGUGGUGGUUGGCUGCCCCCGACCAAACGUGCCGGUUUACACCGUGAGACCCGAAGGAAGGUCUGGUCCCGACAGGGUACUUCACCGCAACCUACUUCGGCCUUGCCCCAACUACCCAAUGGUAGACAGCCCGACCCCUGAGGGGCCCGAGGCAUCUGAAGCACUCCAGGGACCCCUGCUGGGAUGGACCCUAGCCCCUGGGGCUCCAACGCCUGUGGUGGAAGAAAGUCCCCCGCCGCAGCACAGACGCUCUCAGAGGGACACCCAAGGAAGACCACCAGUGAGGUAUGGCAACUGGGUGUCACGGGACUAUGCUGUGUUUAGGGAGACUGUUGGGAGCCGACACCUGUGUCCAGGACAAACCAUCCAGCCCCGCCGAGUGGCCGAAGAGAACAGUGCCCUCUUUGCCUUUUUCCUACACGGGAGCAAACUGGCCCAGCCCAGUAUUUGA
Sardina pilchardus (European sardine) is the source of this 4740-nucleotide messenger RNA. RefSeq lists its product as uncharacterized. The transcript is spliced from 5 exons. Gene Ontology annotation, molecular function: nucleic acid binding. Gene Ontology annotation, biological process: DNA integration. The record is from RefSeq and is a predicted model, not a curated record. Bases 1 to 4740 code for a protein of 1579 amino acids. Lineage: Eukaryota; Metazoa; Chordata; Actinopteri; Clupeiformes; Clupeidae.